GUUCCAGAGCACAUGCAUGUUGUCAGGACUAGCCUGCGCGGCUCCCUGUGCUCUGGGGCUCCCUUGUGCCUGCUGGGGUUGUCACCUUGCCAUUGCCUGGGGUGUCUCCCCCACGUCGCGAAGUCAGAAAAGUUGCGGUCUAUCACACCAAAAAGGAGGCUGGGCUUUCCGGGAGUGAUUGCGAGACCCUGAUUGCAGAGAAGUCGCUCCUAGAAAAGUGAACUAUGACUAAAGGCAAUGGUGAAGAGCCCCGGGUGGGGGGCAGGAUGGAGAGGUUCCAGCAAGGAGUCCGCCAACGCACCCUUCUGGCCAAGAAGAAAGUGCAGAACAUCACAAAGGAGGACGUGAAGAGUUACCUGCUUCGGAAUGCUUUUGUGCUGCUCACCGUCACCGCUGUCAUUGUGGGUACAAUCCUUGGAUUUAGCCUCCGACCAUACAAAAUGAGCUAUCGGGAGGUGAAGUACUUCUCCUUUCCCGGGGAGCUUCUGAUGCGGAUGUUGCAAAUGCUGGUCUUGCCACUCAUCAUCUCCAGUCUUGUCACAGGAAUGGCGGCCCUAGAUAGUAAGGCGUCAGGGAAGAUGGGCAUGCGAGCUGUAGUCUAUUACAUGACUACCACCAUCGUUGCCGUGGUGAUUGGCAUAAUCAUUGUCAUCAUCAUCCAUCCUGGGAAGGGCACAAAGGAAAACAUGCACAGAGAAGGCAAAAUCGUACAAGUGACAGCUGCGGAUGCCUUCCUGGACUUGAUCAGGAACAUGUUCCCUCCAAAUCUGGUGGAAGCUUGCUUCAAACAGUUUAAGACCAACUAUGAGAAGAGAAGCUUUAAAGUGCCCAUCCAGGCCAAUGAAACGCUCGUGGGUGCUGUGAUAAACAAUGUGUCAGAAGCCAUGGAGGCGCUCACGCGGAUCACAGAGGAGCUGGUUCCGGUUCCGGGAUCUGUGAAUGGGGUCAAUGCCCUUGGCCUAGUUGUCUUCUCCAUGUGCUUCGGUUUUGUGAUUGGAAACAUGAAGGAGCAGGGACAAGCCCUGAGAGAUUUCUUUGAUUCUCUUAACGAAGCCAUCAUGAGAUUAGUGGCAGUGAUAAUGUGGUAUGCCCCUCUGGGCAUUCUCUUCCUGAUUGCAGGGAAAAUUGUUGAGAUGGAAGACAUGGGUGUGAUUGGGGGGCAGCUGGCCAUGUACACAGUGACAGUCAUCAUUGGCCUGCUCAUCCACGCCGUCAUUGUCCUGCCACUCCUCUAUUUCCUGGUGACACGGAAGAACCCUUGGGUUUUCAUUGGAGGGUUGCUGCAAGCCCUUAUCACAGCUCUGGGGACCUCUUCAAGUUCUGCCACCCUACCCAUCACGUUCAAGUGCCUGGAAGAGAAUAAUGGCGUGGACAAGCGCGUCACCCGCUUCGUGCUGCCUGUGGGGGCCACCAUUAACAUGGACGGGACUGCGCUCUACGAGGCACUGGCUGCCAUCUUCAUCGCUCAAGUUAACAACUUUGAUCUGAACUUUGGACAGAUUAUUACAAUCAGCAUCACGGCCACGGCCGCGAGCAUUGGAGCAGCUGGGAUUCCUCAGGCAGGCCUGGUCACCAUGGUCAUUGUGCUUACAUCCGUGGGCCUGCCCACUGACGACAUCACGCUCAUCAUUGCCGUGGACUGGUUCCUGGACCGUCUCCGAACCACCACCAACGUGCUAGGCGACUCCCUGGGAGCCGGCAUCGUCGAGCACUUGUCACGGCACGAACUAAAGAACCGAGAUGUCGAAAUGGGUAACUCGGUGAUCGAAGAGAAUGAAAUGAAGAAACCAUAUCAACUGAUUGCCCAGGACAGUGAAACCGAGAAAACCAUCGACAGUGAAACCAAGAUGUAAACAAAGAACUGCCUUCGUGAGCACCAGGUGUUGGAAAGCCGUCAUGACAUGCGUCCAUCUCCUUAUAGCCCGUUCUCACAGACCCCUUUUCCUCUCUGUUCUGAUAGGAUUGGAAACUACUUAUCCAAGCACAAGGGAGGAUUUUGCAGUGGUCAAAAUGUGAAGUUUUCACCUACAUUUAAAAUGUUUAAAUCAUGUUCGUCUUACCUGCUAAGGUACUCAGAUCAAAAAAAUAAUCUUGAUCAAAUCUUAUGAGUUUAUGUGGCACUUAACCCCAUAAACUUAUUUUCAGUAAGUUAAAAUCAAAUUUAAACCAACUGUGGUCGGGUCCCUUGGAACCCAAAUGAGUUAGUCUCAAGACUAAGCAACUGGAUGAGCUACAAUCAGUUAUCAGUUGGACAGAAGGGUUUUUUCCCUUUCUCUUCUGACUGUGUCCUUAUUUUGUUAGUAGCACGACAAUAGCACAGCUGUGGAGAGGGGCAGAAAAUGAGGUUUCUGGGCGGCCUUGCAGUCACAUCUCAUCUCCAGACCUCAGUGUCCCCAUCUGUAAAAUGAGUGACUGCCCCCGAUAUCCCAUAAUCAAUCUUCCAGGCCAGACAUUCUGUGACAUUGAAGAGCCUGCCCUCUGUUCUCCCCGCACCACAUACACUUUGUACCAGUUCCAUGCCAUGGACCACACUUUCAGAAAUGACUAGGGGCAGGAUGGCUGUUCACUGGGCUCAUGUCCGAAAUACCAUUUAUGUAAGUCACUAGGUGCGAGGAGUGGAAUUAUUCCCGAGAUCCUCUGCCCAGUUCUUCCCAGUAGGAAAAAUAAUGUGAGCUUUCCAUCCUUCCCAAUCUGAAUGGAUUGACUGCUCUGGGAAAAAAUGUCCCCUAUCGCUCAAUUGACAGUUAGAAAAUAAAGCAGAAGACUAGCAAGGGGGCCCACGGUCUUACUCUGGAACAUCGAAGAAAAAGAAUGGACUUCAGCUGACAUUAAAACACCAGGAAUGGAGGCCUUAGAAAGAUUUAAACAGCAGAGUUUAGAGUUUCCUUUUUUUUUUUUUUAAACCUGAAAUACUACUUCUCAGUUUAAAAUCAUUUCCCCACAGAAGUCUAGGUACCAAAACAUAAGCUCACUUCUAUACUUUAAAGAAGUCAGAUAACAGAGGUCCAUUGGUCUCUUAUCUGAAAAUGUUUUUUACUUUAAUUAAAGUUAGUAGGAUGAAAGAAGACAUCUGUGUUGGAAUUCCACUUACCAAAUCAUUCAAAACUUUCAGCUGGAGUGCAGUGUGCUUCUGUUUUGUGUCCCUAAGAGAAAUGGAAGAAGAUGACUCCGUACAGUGAGUGCAGGGAAUUACAGCAGGGGCACCAGUUUCAGGUGAGGCAGCUAUCAGGGUGGGAGGAGAAUAAUUUUUACCCCCUAAGGAAUAUCCAGUCCAAGACACUCAGUGGGAGCUGUCAGACGAUGCCAGAUGCAUCUGCGUUUGACUGAAAAUGGUGAAGAAUGGACUUCAUUAUGCUAACAGACUGAAAAUCUAGACAUACGUCCUCUGAUAUACAAUUAGAUUUUUAUGUAGAUCCUGAAUGUUAUGUGCACAGAAAACCUAACAUUAGGCUACAAUGGAGUAACCAUUUAAUGUCAAGGCUCUAUUUGGGAAAUACACUACAAAAGUUAAUGUACAUGGUUGCCAUGACACUAGUGGAGCAAAAAUUAAUCAUGUCAAGUUAAUUGUUACAUGGUGUGUUUUUAUAUAUAUAUAUAUAUAUACACUAACCAUUUCAUAUGGAAAGCAGGUCCCCUAGGGUAACUCACCAUCCCAGCACAGGCUCUGCAUACGUGUGCACCCAGUAUGGACUGGGCAGCAUUACUUUGUAGAAAUAUUUCCAAUUAAAAAGAAAAAUAG
This is a messenger RNA of Lepus europaeus (European hare), 3739 nucleotides long. It is a transcript of the gene SLC1A3, whose product is annotated as solute carrier family 1 member 3. Lineage: Eukaryota; Metazoa; Chordata; Mammalia; Lagomorpha; Leporidae. Bases 225 to 1853 code for a protein of 542 amino acids. Gene Ontology annotation, molecular function: L-glutamate transmembrane transporter activity; neutral L-amino acid transmembrane transporter activity; glutamate:sodium symporter activity. The transcript has 10 exons. Gene Ontology annotation, biological process: L-glutamate import across plasma membrane; L-aspartate import across plasma membrane; D-aspartate import across plasma membrane. The record is from RefSeq and is a predicted model, not a curated record. Gene Ontology annotation, cellular component: plasma membrane.